Messenger RNA from Kockovaella imperatae, 1068 nucleotides. RefSeq names its product ASF1 like histone chaperone-domain-containing protein. Gene Ontology annotation, biological process: DNA replication-dependent chromatin assembly. Gene Ontology annotation, cellular component: nucleus. Lineage: Eukaryota; Fungi; Basidiomycota; Tremellomycetes; Tremellales; Cuniculitremaceae. The record is from RefSeq and is a predicted model, not a curated record. The transcript has 7 exons. Gene Ontology annotation, molecular function: histone binding. The coding region runs from base 168 to 899 and encodes 243 amino acids.
CUAUCAUUGACAUAUACUCACCAGCAAGAUUCCCCCGACGUAAAGCAGCAGAGAGGCAUAGCUCAGAGAGGAUACUUACGAUCCGUCACUCGUCCCUUGACACGUCCAGAGACCUCACUACUUUCUGUUCUAAGCCGCAUCUCCUCGUCUAACUUUGCUCUUGCAAAAUGUCUAUGGUCAAUAUACGGCAGAUUGAACUGGUAUCAAAUCCAGCAAAAUUCGAUGAUGAAUACCAUUUCAGGAUCAAGUUUGAAGCUAUCGCACCGCUACAGGAGGACCUCGAAUGGAGGCUGAUAUAUGUUGGAUCUGCAAAGUCAGAAGAGUAUGACCAAGAGCUGGACUCGUGUCUCGUCGGUCCAAUACCAGCCGGGAUCAACGCUUUCGACUUUCUGGCUCCUGCUCCCGCUCACCACCUCUUACCGUCUGUCGAACCUGAGGAGAUACUCGGUGUGACAGUCAUCAUCAUCACCGCUUCAUACAGGGACAAGGAGUUUGUCAGAGUCGGAUACUACGUUAAUACGUACUAUGAGGACGAGGCGAUGAUGGAGACUCCACCGGCCACUGUAGAAUGGGACAAGCUGUACAGAAAUGUACUCAUCGCUCGUCCAAAAGUCACCAGAUUCCAAAAUCCUUGGGACACCGGUGCCGCCUCUCCAUUUGAUGCCCCGCUGCAACAGGAAGCUGGACAAUCGUCCAGCGGAGGCGGAUCAAAUUACAUGUUGGACAGUGCUCCAUUGCCGCCGCCAGUCACCAAAGCUGCCCCGGCGCUUCCCUCAGCCGAGGAAUCCGAUAUGAGUGGGGGUAAUGGGUCAGAUCACAAUAACGGUUUCGGCUCUGGUAUUUCUAAUGGGCACGCAUCAGGGCAUGGAGGAGGGAUGGACGUGGAGAUGGUCGCGUGACCAUUUUGAGUGUCACGUAGCGAGGAACGAUUAGUUGUCUUGCGAUUGGAGUUAUACGCCGCAAUAGAACGACGACUUGGAUUGUAACACUACACCCCGCUGGUCAGCCGACCGGGAGAAAAAUGUCAAACCAUGAUCUCGCAUCCAUGUCAUGUAUAUUAUACUGGGA